Cutaneotrichosporon cavernicola is the source of this 1407-nucleotide messenger RNA. RefSeq lists its product as uncharacterized. Gene Ontology annotation, biological process: DNA-templated transcription; regulation of DNA-templated transcription. The transcript is spliced from 7 exons. Gene Ontology annotation, molecular function: transcription cis-regulatory region binding; DNA-binding transcription factor activity, RNA polymerase II-specific; zinc ion binding. Bases 1 to 1407 code for a protein of 468 amino acids. Gene Ontology annotation, cellular component: nucleus. The record is from RefSeq and is a predicted model, not a curated record. NCBI's taxonomy places the organism in Eukaryota, Fungi, Basidiomycota, Tremellomycetes, Trichosporonales, Trichosporonaceae.
AUGGCCACUCCCAAGUCUCGCCAGGCGUGUCUCGGCUGCAGGCGGAUCAAGGUCGCAUGUGACAACCCGCAGACUGGCGAACAAUGCAAGCGAUGUGUGCGCCUCUCCAUGGAAUGCGUGUAUACCAAGAGCCAACGCGGACGGCGCAACUUUCACGAGAAACAAAACCCUCUCAUCGCAAUCCUCGAUCCUAAGCUACACACGGUGUCAUUCCUCCGCACAUCCUCGAUGCUAUUCACAACCAUCCUCGCGGCUGCCAGCAAGUACGCGUUGCCAGAGCGACACGGAACCCUGCUCGCCCAUGCCGAAAGCUUGAUCAACCGCGCCACCAACGGUGGCGAGUGCUGUACUGCGCUUAUCCAAUCCCUGCUCAUUCUCGUGUAUUACAAGGGCCCAACCGACCGUAGUGCAUGGCUCAAAAUCGGGAUUGCGAUCCGCUUUGCAUUCCAACUUCGGUGGCACGAAGCCCGGCCGUCAAUGACCUUGCCAGCCGAUGAGCACGAGGCGCGACUGAUCCUUGACCCCGAACGCACAUGGUUCUGCCUGGUCUGCUUUGACCGGCAGUACGCCGACAUCUUUGGGCUACCGACCACCAUCCCGAUGACGGACUAUGGUGAUUGUGAGGCGUGGGCUCGUUCCCAUUUCCAUCUCAACAUUCCUGUCGACAUCCAUCUCGCAUGCAGCCACGCAAUGGUAGUGGCUGACGAGUUCUGGGGACGCAUCCGGAAAGAUCACGACGAAAUGCCUCGCCGGCUGGUACGCACCUUGCUCACCAGCCUGUACAACCAAACCGUGCGACAUCGCCGAAAGUGGUUCCCGCGUGACGUGCCCCCCGCACCGACACAUCUGCAACCUGCCCGCAACCUUAUGGAGAUGUUUGCCUUGUCUCACCAGCUCAUCAUCAAGCACCAUCUGCUCAUCCUGGCCGAACCUCUCGAUGCUGAAAUUCUUCUACCAGAGUGUGUCGAGCACGCUACCAAUGUCGUGGCCGCCUUCGAGGUCGUCAGUAAGGACGGAUCGCCACGGUACCUCCACGACGCUGGUGCUACCACACUUUCAAACUUGGGGCUUGUUUUGUACAAGCUGUUCUGGAGGCUUGGCCCAGAUACCCGUCCGUACUUGAUCGAGGUCACCAAGCGAGCACGCGACUGCUGUCCACCAGAAGGACCCCUCAUGUACACGGCACGCUUUCUCGACCGCGUCCUUGGGCUGUUCCAAACUGCAGUGGCAGAGGACGCCGUGCCCGCAGCCGAGGUCGGACCGCCAGAUCAAUCCCAGAUUGACGAGUUCCUGCGUCUGGCCGGCAGUGAUCUGAACCAGUUCAUGGUCAACGACGACUAUUGGGCAAGUCUCUUAUCGUCAUCGCUCGAGGACCCCGUGUACCCAUCCUUUGCCUUGGGAAUGUAG